Marmota flaviventris (yellow-bellied marmot) is the source of this 3447-nucleotide messenger RNA. The record is from RefSeq and is a predicted model, not a curated record. Lineage: Eukaryota; Metazoa; Chordata; Mammalia; Rodentia; Sciuridae.
AUGCUGCUGCCGCUGCUGGGCGCCUGUGCUGUGGUGGGGCCAUUCCAGGGUCCUGAGUGGGAGCCAGUUCGGGGCCUGAUCUCACAGGAUUGCAGCUGUAGAGACCCCCGGUGCUGUGGCAAUCUGCUUGUUCUCUGCCUCUUUCUGAUCUGGCAGGUCCGGCACUAUUGGCACCACUUCACCAGGAAUCGCCUGCUCAGAAGGAGUAUUAUCAAGGUGCCAUCACAGAAGUGGGCAAUGCCCUCCAUGAGAUGUGAAAUUUUCUUUAGGCUAGCUCCUGAAUUCGUCAGUCCUGGUGAUUUCAGAGGCCGUGAUGCUCAUGUCCAACAAUGGGUACAAAAGCAGAGGUGGAGAUACUGAAAGAGCCUUCUAGAAUCAUGGACCCAGAACAUGUUCUCUUCACAAAAUCUGCUUCAGGACUCAUCUUGGGGUGCUCACACCUUGCAUGAGCCCAUCUUUUGUAUCUCCUCCUUUUCAAGCACCUGUCCACUCUCUCAGGACAGUUCCUGGGAAACAUGGCAGGUAUCCUGGUGUCUCAAGGGCAGCCAGACUCACUCUGCCCUAGACACAUGCCAAAGGAUUGGGCGACUGCUGGUUCACUCCCAGGAGAAGUUGGUACCACUGGAGCAUGUCCUCAGCGAAAAAUCUGUUCCCCCUCCCAUGACAUUUGUCAUCUCUCUCCCAAAGCUCCCUUCAGCUCAGAGGCUGCAAUUCUGCUCUGGACAGUUUCUGCCUGAUCCUGCCCACCAACAAAUGGAGAAGAGUGGGGGUGGGGGUACUUUGGAGAUUCAGACAUUUGAGAGGAAGAACAAGAAAGAGCCCAGAAAGGAGGAAGAGGGAGAGAUUCAGGCCCAUGGACUAGGGAAGCAGGGCCAGACUGGAGGUGAGAAUGCUGCGGAGGCCCAGAUUCCAGAGUGCAGGAAACAAAACCAGACUGGAGGUGACCCUAGUGCAGAAACUGAGGCAGAAGAAGGGAGAAACAAGGAUCAGGUUGGAAAUGAGGAUGCUGUGCAAACCCCGACAUCUGGGAGGGAGAACCUGGAAGACGUCAAACAAGAGAAUAGAACAGGGGGCCAGGCCCUGGGAUGGGGCAAACAGGAAUGCAGCAGAAGUGAUAAUAUUACAGAAACCCAGGCACUCAUGGGGGAGAAACAGGGUCAGGGUGGAGGUGAGAAUGCCAGAGAGACUCAGGCAUCUAGGGGAGAGAAACAGAAACUCUCAAGACAUGCAGUUCAAGUGAGGAGGAAGAAGUUGAAGGAGAUAAGAGAGGAGGAUUGGGUGGUGAUCCAGACACCCUGGUGGGGAAACCAGAGCCCAGUAAUGAAUGAAAUUGACAGACAAUUCAAGAUAUUAUGUUGGGGGAAUAAGAACCAAAUUGGAGGUGGACCCAGAGCAAAAAUUCAGUCACCAGAGGAGAAAGAUAAGAGGAAGGAUGGAGAUGAGGAUGGUAUAGAUACCCUGGUGCUUGAGGCAGAGAACCAAGGAUUAUUAAGAAAUGAAGUGAAUGAGGAGACCCAUUCAGCAGGAAGGAAGAAUGAGGAGCAAUUUGGAGUUGAGAAUGGAGCAGACAUUCAGGCACUAGGGAAGAGAAAUCCAAGAGGGUUUAAAGACAAAAAUGGUACAAUGAACCAGGAACUUGGGGGAGAAAAUCAGGGCCAGUUAGAAAAUGAAUUCCAUGGAAAUAUUUGCAUACCACAGUGGAAGAAUCAGGAGCAUAUUAGAGGCAAGGAUGGUGCAAACACCCAGAUACUUGAGGCAAGGAACUGGGGAGAAUUAACAAGUGAAAGUCACUCAGGAAGUGAUAUAGAUAGGAUGAUUCAUUCAUCACAAUGGAAAAACCAGAAGCAGAUGGAAGGUAAGGAUGGAACAGAAAUUCUGUCCCCAAAGAAGAGAAAACAGAGAGAACCUGAAGGUGAGGAUGAUAUAAAAACCCAGAAGCCUGAGAACCAGGGACAGUUGGAGAAUGUAGCAGCUGUAGACAGGGUAGCUGAGGCUUCCUGUCCUGAGAUGAAGCCUCGCCCCCACUUGGGUGAAGUUUUCCUGCUGGCUACUGGGGAGGGAGAGCAUUUGACCAGCCAGGGCAUAGCCCCUGCCAGGGAGUACAAAGCCCGGGUCAGACCAACCUCCCAGCAGGCCCAAACAGGAUCCCGGAGAAAACCACAAAAGCACAAAGGGGUGGAUCCAGGAAAGAUCCAUAGAGUGACACAGCCCCAGAACCCACAGUCUCUGGCUGCUCCCUUUGGCAAGCCCUCUGCCUGUCCCUCUCUUCUAUGUGGCCAAGCCCUCCAAGCUACCACUACUUUGGUGGGUGUUCCAACUACCCUCACCAUCCCGCCCAAGUGGCCAGUCCUCAAGAAGAGCAAACGACUGCUCUUGGAGUCCCUCAUGCGUGGAAGGAUUGCACAUCUGAAGUGGGGCCUCCCCCGGCGCAUCCUGGAGUCUUAUUUGCUCUUUAGCUUCUUCGGAUCUUGCUCACUCCCCUGGGCUGGGGUGAGGCUGCCUGAAUUAGGCAAAGGCCAGGAGCUCCAAAGGCAGCAGGAAAAGCAUUGUGAGGCCCAGGGCUCCAUGCCAGGCUUUAAAUCUCCAGAGAGGUUCCAAAGGGUUCUGCCCUCUGAUGGGAAAAGAUCAAAACCUACACAGGCCAGGGCUUUGGAGAGGUGUAGACCACACAGGUCAGAGCCAACGGGCACUUCCAUUCCACCUGAGAAACCCAGGAGAAAUAGACCACCAGGGGGCGCCAGAGAACCACAGAUCCAGGAAGAGGCCUCUAAGGCCAAACUCCCUGUUCCCAAGAAUCCCAGGCCAUGGGCAGAGUCUGUGAACUGGUGCUCCCCAGAAAGGGUACCAGAGCCUUCCAGUGAGAAUAGUAAGGGCAGGAAAGUGAUCAGACCAGAUGUCUCCCAGAAGGCAGAGAGGGCUCCCAGAGAAGUGAGGACCUCAUCUUCCAGGGCCAGCCAUGACCCCUGGAAGAAGGAGCACAUACUCUGGGAGGCCUCUCAGUUCCCCAGACAUAAAUAUCAGCAGCCCACACACUGGAGAAGAAAAAGCCUGGAGCCUGCAGAGGACAGAGGAGCUAGGCAGCUGCCUCCCUCCGUUUCCACAGACUCCUCCAGCAUUAAAGGAAGCUCUAAGACAGCCAAGCUGAGCAUGACCCUCCUGCGUAAAAUGUCCUGGUCCCCACAGCUGGCCAAGCCCAGGAACUCAGUCCCUAGGCUUUCCAGAGUGGGUAACCCUCAUGCACGGGAGGACAGCAUCAGAGUUCAUACUGCUUCGGAGAGGGACCAUCAACCACCAGGGCACUGUAGUGCUGGGGUUUCUCUUCCUAGGACAAAGACCCCCCAGGGUCAGAGACCCCAUGGGGCUCCAAAGAAUUCAUCAGCUCCUAAAAAGUUUGGUUUUAUGAAGCGUUUGAGAUGUUUUCUCUUCCAAUGUGGUCUUAAAAAGUAG